Messenger RNA from Colletotrichum scovillei, 444 nucleotides. RefSeq lists its product as uncharacterized. The transcript has a single exon. NCBI's taxonomy places the organism in Eukaryota, Fungi, Ascomycota, Sordariomycetes, Glomerellales, Glomerellaceae. The record is from RefSeq and is a predicted model, not a curated record. The coding region runs from base 1 to 444 and encodes 147 amino acids.
AUGACUUUGUUAGGACGAAAAAGAAGGAGACCCCGACACACAAGCGCCAAACACUCUGAAGACCCGACGCACUCAGACACCCGUCCCCGUCCCGCUCUGUCAGACGAGAGACAUUCGACGCCAGACACACAGGUACAGGUGCCUGCGUCUGCCUCUCGUGCCUCUGCAUCCACGACUGUAUCUGCGGCUUCCUCCCCGACGUCGUCCGGAUCAACAUCCGUAGCCUCCUUUUUCUCCCAGUAUCCAUUAUGGUUUUCUCUACAAAAACCGGCAGGCUAUGUAAUUACACUCGGCAGCCAAGGGGCGAGAAUGAGAAGGGGAUCGGAGAAAAAGACGUACCAAGCAAACCCAAGAGUUGCCGAAGCUGCCAUUCAAUGCGAGGACCAAUUUCAAAAAUUCGACCUGGCAGAUGGGCUGCAUUCGCGGCCGCGCAUCGUCACUUGA